AUGAGCAUCAUCCAAUUUCCGCUUGAACUUCUUCAACAAAUAUUCCUGCUUGCUGACAACCCUAGAUUCGUAAAGGUUUGUCGGACGUUUCGCGAUGCAAUCAAUGCAUACCCAAGUUUAAAAAUACAGUGGUUAUUACAAAGGCAUGGGAAUGACUGUCAAAGGGCCUUGGAAGAAGGCCAGAGGUGGGGAUUCUUCGACGUAACUAUUCUUCAACAACUUGACGCAACAAAUUAUCAAAGACUUCUGAAAGCAGGUAAAAGGAAUCCGCCAAAACAAUUGUUAUUUACAAAGCGCCCACUGGCAACUCGAUUAUUUAAGGAAGACGAUAGAGAUGGGCGUAAUUAUGACUUGGUCAAAACACUCUUGGAAAGAGGUGCUUUACCAGAUUAUCCAAACGGUUAUCCGAUGGUUAAAUCAAUACAAAAGGGAAAUGCGAAAAUGGUCAAGCUUUUGCUAGAUUACAAUGCGAAAAUUGACAAGCUAGCACUCACGUUGAUUGUAAACCUGAAUAACUAUGAGAUUGCAAAGUUGUUAUUGGAAAAAGGAGUUGCAGCGGAUGGAGAAUUGCUCGCAAUGGCUGCUAAGAAAAAUAAUGGGCGCAUGAUGGAUUUGUUGAAGAAAUACGGAGCAGAGCCCGACAAAAUUCUUAUGAAUCAUUACGACGAGAAUCCGUCAUAUAUUCUUCACAAACAUUCUUUGUCCUAG
Molecule: messenger RNA, 708 nt
Organism: Paraglomus brasilianum
Lineage: Eukaryota; Fungi; Glomeromycota; Glomeromycetes; Paraglomerales; Paraglomeraceae
Source: the annotation of a GenBank genome assembly